Parus major (Great Tit) is the source of this 1584-nucleotide messenger RNA. Its product is annotated as zinc finger protein 574-like. The record is from RefSeq and is a predicted model, not a curated record. Gene Ontology annotation, molecular function: DNA-binding transcription repressor activity, RNA polymerase II-specific. The annotation marks the transcript as partial. NCBI's taxonomy places the organism in Eukaryota, Metazoa, Chordata, Aves, Passeriformes, Paridae. Gene Ontology annotation, biological process: negative regulation of transcription by RNA polymerase II. The transcript has a single exon.
CUGGCGCGGCACCGGCGCUUCGUGCACCGGCUGGAGCGGCGGCACCGCUGCGGCGCCUGCGGCAAGAUGUUCAAGAAGUCGUCGCACCUGCGCAACCACGCCCGGACCCACACGGGCGAGCGGCCCUUCCCCUGCCGCGAGUGCGGCAAGAGCUUCAACUCGCAGGCCAACCUGCUGCGGCACCACCUGACGCACACCGGGGAGCGGCCCCACGAGUGCCCCGAGUGCCACAAGCGCUUCGCCCAGAACUCCACGCUGCGGCAGCACCUGCAGGUGCACCUGCGGCGCUUCCCGCACCGCUGCGCCGAGUGCGGGCUGCGCUUCCACCGGCCGCACCGCCUGCUGCUGCACCGCGCCCACCACACCGGGGAGUACCCCUACAAGUGCCCGCAGUGCGGCCGCAGCUUCCUGCUGCGGCGCCUGCUGGACGUGCACCUGCUGGGCCACGCCGGCCUCGAGCCGCAGCGCUGCCAGGGCUGCGGCGCCGCCUUCGCCGGCGCGGCCGCGCUGAGCGAGCACCGCUGCGCCAAGGCCGGCUGGAGGUUCGAGUGCGGCGUCUGCGGGAAGAAGGCGGGCACAGCGGCCAGGCUGCGGCAGCACGAGAGGACGCACGGGGCGGCCGGCGGAGAGGAGGAGGAGGAGGGAGGAGGAGGAGGAGGAGGAGGAGGAGGAGAAGUGAAGGCGGAGGAGGCCCCGCGGACGGCGCGGCGCGGCGCCAAGAACCUGGAGUGCGGCGAGUGCAAGAAGCUGUUCAGCACCGAGACGUCGCUGCAGGUGCACCGGCGCAUCCACACCGGCGAGCGGCCCUACCCCUGCCCCGACUGCGGCAAGGCCUUCCGGCAGUCCACCCACCUCAAGGACCACCGGCGGCUGCACACGGGCGAGCGGCCCUUCCGCUGCCAGGAGUGCGGCAAGAGCUUCGCCAUCGCCGUGCGGCUGGCCGAGCACCGGCGCAUCCACACCGGGGAGCGGCCCUACGGCUGCCAGGAGUGCGGCAAGGCCUACCGCUCCUUCUCCAACCUCUGGAAGCACCGCAAGAUGCACCGCGGCAAGGGCGGGGCCGAGGGCGAGGGGAAGGGAUGGAGGGACGGGGCGGGGGGCCUUGGGGUCCAUGGGGUCCAUGGGGUGGGGUCAGGAGCUUCCAGCGAGGUUCUGGUGGUGGGAUCGGGGGUUGGGAUCCCCCCGGAGACCCUCGGGGUGGGAUCGGGGGUUGGGAUCUCCCCAGAGACCCUCGGGGUGGGAUCGGGGGUUGGGAUCCUCCAGGAGACCCUCGGGGUGGGAUCGGGGGUUGGGAUCUCCCCAGAGACCCUCGGGGUGGGAUUGGGGUCCUCAGUCCAUGGGGUGGGAUCGGGGGUUGGGAUCCCCCAGGAGACCCUCGGGGUGGGCUCAGGGUCUGAGAUCCCCCAGGAGACCCUCAGGGUGGGAUCGGGGUCCUCAGUCCAUGGGGUGGGAUCGGGGGUUGGGAUCCCCCCGGAGACCCUCGGGGUGGGAUCGGGGUCCGAGGUCCACGGGGUGGGGUCAGGAGCUUCCAGCGAGGUUCUGGUGGUGGGACCGGGGGCUUCAGUCCAUGGGGAGACCCUCGGG